Molecule: messenger RNA, 252 nt
Organism: Diaporthe batatas
Lineage: Eukaryota; Fungi; Ascomycota; Sordariomycetes; Diaporthales; Diaporthaceae
Exons: 1
Coding region: 1-252 (83 amino acids)
Source: RefSeq, a predicted model, not a curated record
AUGUCCGACCCUCGACGCUCCAUGCCCCUGACCUUCCUGUCCCUGGGCCCCGUCACCUCCGAGUCCUUUCCAAAGUCGCAGCAGCCCAAGCAGGCUGGCGAUGGCCACAAGAGGCGGAGUUCUUCGCUCAGCAGCGACGGCAAGGGUUCCGCCCCGGGAUUCCGCGUCCUCAAGGUCGCCCCUGUCCACUACGGCGAGCAUGCAGGCGACCACCAGGACGACUGGCACAACGCCGCUGCUGUUGCCGAGUGA